UGUAUUGCGGGAUUGGAUAGACGGCUGUACUGCAUCGUAUUGUACUAUUACUGUAAGAUACCAUACCAAUCUACAUCAUUGUAAUGUCCAUGGACUGUUCGAUCAUCCCUGAACCCGUAUCCACUACGUCAACACCGCAUUCUCCAACGCUACAAACGCAGCAGACCCCGGCCGGUCGGUGUAUAAGCUCAAUCCACAUCACCUGCAUCAACUGCAUCUUGACCAUGUCCCAACUCCAUCCCCUGCCGCCCAUCGUUCCCCGCCACGCCUCCCGUACCCACGCCUUCUCCGCGCCACACCGUCAACGCAGCCACAACCAGCACCCACAAUCUGAGCGCCACAUCGUCACCCUUCACACCAUCAGACGCCUCCGCCCAGCCCUCCCGCAGUGUCUCAUUCACCCGGCCCUACGGAAUCUUCCUACCGGGCACCUUGAACGUCGUCGUCAAGAACGCCAGCAUCGUCAGCCUAACACGCUAUUGCACGGGGUCUUGCAACUGGGCAUCGAGAUGCAUAAGCCACGACUAAAGGGACGUCAGGAGCGCCUGGAAGCACGCGGCCUUGUGGCGUGCGCGGCGGAGCGCGUUGCGAUUGAUGCGGAGAGCGAGGUACUGGACGUCUUGAGCCACAUUCUUCAGCCUCGAUUCCCAGUCCUCGCGCGGCGGGUGGAGGUUUGCAAGCAGGGGCAGGUAGGGCGGUGGAAGGGAAGGCGUCCAGGAAACGCCGGGGUGCUUGAAGAAGGGGGGUUUUCCCGGAUGAGAGCGAGUACGCGAGGUCGAGGCGGUCGAGUUUAAAGUACAGUUUUGGGCGUGACAGGACGAAGGUGAGGUUGCGCUUCAGCUCUAUGAUUUUCUGGAGACCCUUGCUAUACUGAGUACGAAGUCACUCAAGU
This is a messenger RNA of Paraphaeosphaeria sporulosa, 892 nucleotides long. RefSeq lists its product as uncharacterized. The record is from RefSeq and is a predicted model, not a curated record. The coding region runs from base 84 to 794 and encodes 236 amino acids. Lineage: Eukaryota; Fungi; Ascomycota; Dothideomycetes; Pleosporales; Didymosphaeriaceae. The transcript has a single exon.